Molecule: messenger RNA, 2385 nt
Organism: Hippocampus zosterae (dwarf seahorse)
Lineage: Eukaryota; Metazoa; Chordata; Actinopteri; Syngnathiformes; Syngnathidae
Gene: ngly1
Product: N-glycanase 1
Exons: 12
Coding region: 358-2055 (565 amino acids)
Biological process (GO): glycoprotein catabolic process; protein quality control for misfolded or incompletely synthesized proteins; protein deglycosylation
Cellular component (GO): cytoplasm; nucleus; cytosol
Molecular function (GO): peptide-N4-(N-acetyl-beta-glucosaminyl)asparagine amidase activity
Source: RefSeq, a predicted model, not a curated record
GAAGAGAGCUAGUAUGUGAAAAGAGGACAUCAGAUUAUAUGAAAUUCAGUGUACGUGAGAAACAGCGACGACCUCUUGGUCGUGAGAGGUAAAUUCAACAAGGAAGCGCGCCUGAGCUUUUUGUGAAAUCACGCGACCCUCGUGAGCGAUUACCAUCGACAUCCAAUUUCCAUAAAGCCGCUCUGAUUGCUCGGCGUAUGUCCACGUCGCCGACAUGUUGGAUAUGGAAAAGUGGAGCAUUGAGAAAAGCUUUCAAGGGAUCCUUAUGUGGAAAAAUAUAGAAAAAUCCAUAUCGGCAGCCCUACUUUUUCGAGCAAGCUGUUGCCAUUCAGCGGUGCUGUGGAAUGCCUCUUCGAGAUGGGCUUUGAAGAGUCUGACACACACUUGGUGUUCUCAAAGUCAGCAUCGUUGGAGCAACUGAAGGUUAUCAGGGAGUCCAUAGCUGCUCAAAGAGACCAGAGACUCGAUGCCGGGCAGCAAGUUCACCUUUUGGCUGAGGCUCCUGCAGAAAGCCCGCCUUCUUCAAACCAAGCAGUCUCAUCACUUCCUGUACAACCGUCAUCACAGGUGGGCAGCAAGAACUUCUCUGGGACUCUUCAGUCUAACUUCCAACAUGUGCUGCUAUAUGAGAACCCAGAACUUCAGCAGAAAGCCAGAAGUUGUAUUCCUCACAAGCAGCUUUUGUAUGCAGCUAAGCAAAAGCUGAAGUUAGCUCAACAGGCUGAGACAGAAUGUAAACUAGGAGAAGAGGACUUCCUUGUGCUGGAGUUGCUUAGGUGGUUCAAACAUGACUUCUUUUCCUGGGUCGACUGUUUGCCCUGUAACAACUGUGGAGGCUCAACUCAGAACAGUGGUUCACUCACUCCUACUAUUGAUGAUCUUCGCUGGGGAGCCCAGCGAGUGGAGAACCACUACUGCCAAGGCUGCCAGUUAUGCACCAGAUUCCCUCGAUACAACAAUCCAGAGCAGCUUCUCAAAACCAGGAGGGGACGCUGUGGGGAGUGGGCCAACUGUUUUACACUGUGUUGCAGAGCUCUCUGCCUUGAAGCCCGGUACAUCUGGGACAGCACAGAUCAUGUGUGGACAGAGGUUUACUCUGUGUCUCAGCGCCGUUGGCUACACUGUGACCCAUGUGAAAACAUCUGUGAUAAACCUUUACUCUAUGAGGUUGGCUGGGGGAAGAAACUCUCCUAUAUUCUGGCUUUCUCACGGGAUCAGGUGGUUGAUGUAACGUGGAGGUAUUCUUGCAAACAUCCAGAGGUUUUGUCAAGAAGGACCAAUGUUCAGGAGACCUGGCUGCUGCACACUAUUAUUGGGCUCAAUGCUUUGAGACAGCAAUCCCUCGGCGUCGACAGGAAAUUAGAAUUGGCAGAACGGUUACUUGUUGAACUUGUAGAGUUCAUUUCCCCCAAAAUACCAAAACAAGGCGAACUGGGAGGACGCACCUCUGGGUCUCUGGGCUGGAGGCAAGCAAGAGGAGAGACAGGAGAUGCCGAUUCAGAGACUAUUAAGCAGGGCACUGGCUAUGUUUUCACACCCACUGAGAAAGAGAGGAGAGACAAGCUAAUUCAUGUGUUGUACAAUAAUACUAAAGACCAAUACUGUCGGAUCUCCAAUGACUUUGAGAUCAUCCACUGCUGGGAUCGAUGUGCGUGGAAUAGGGAGUCUGUCUUUAGGAAGGUGGAAAACGACUGGCAGAUGGUAUAUAUUGCUCGAAUUGAAGGCUCCUCUGUAGGACAAAUCAGCUGGAAAUUUGACUUUGGGCCAGCGAAAUUAAGUGUCAAGUCUGUCUCAAUCAGGACCAGCAGCCAAACUUUCAGUUUGGGGGAGGUCAGCUGGCUCUUGCAAUCAGGCAUGAUUAUAACUGAGUUUUCUGGAGAUGGAAGCAUGCAGUCCUUCCAGUGUCUUAAUAGUUCAUCGGAGUUUACUGUCACUGCGCAGCUCAGGGGUGGGGAAGGGAAUGCAUCAUGGCAGCACGCUCAGCUUUUCAGGCAGAGUCUGAGAGAUACAGAAGAGUCUCCAUUUGAAAUUAUCAUUCACCUAGAAAACACAUGAAGAUCAGAAUUUUACCUUAUUCGUUGCUGUUGAGCAGUGUAUUUGUUUUUCCGAAUAAUUUUGUUAUUUUAAAGUCCUUUUUUGUGGAGCUGAAUUCUGUCACAGUCAAUACUGAUAAGGUAAAUUUUGCAGGGGGGUGGGGGGGGGGGGGGAGACAAUACAUAAUGUCGACUAAUUUACCUCAUUGCAUUUAAGUCAGAGAUACCUUUACUAUGGUGUCAGUCAUGAUAACAUUGGCAUGUAACCCAGCAAACCUCUAGUUCAGCGGUGAAAGUUACCCCGGUCUUCAGAUAUUGUAAUAAAUGUUGAAUAAAUAUGAUGAGAAAAUGG